Molecule: messenger RNA, 939 nt
Organism: Macadamia integrifolia
Lineage: Eukaryota; Viridiplantae; Streptophyta; Magnoliopsida; Proteales; Proteaceae
Product: S-sulfo-L-cysteine synthase (O-acetyl-L-serine-dependent), chloroplastic-like
Exons: 5
Cellular component (GO): cytoplasm
Molecular function (GO): cysteine synthase activity
Source: RefSeq, a predicted model, not a curated record
CAACUCUGUAGUUGUCAACAUGACUACAUAAAUCACCAUUUGGCCAUUCCGCCAAAUCCAGCAAUGGCGGUAUCUUCUCUUCCUACUUUUCCUUGCACAACCUUCCUCCCUCCUACACCCAUUUGCUUCGGUUCCUUUAAAUUUCCUGCAAUUUCAUCUAUCAGGAACGUUUCUCUUGGGAGAUUCAUCCCCAUUGUUGCUGCAAAAGCCAUUUCACUCGAUAGCAGGGAAGAGCUCGACACCGACACCGACACCGACGCCGACACCGACACCGACACCGUCAACAUCGCAGAAGAUGUAACGCAGUUGAUUGGGAGGACACCAAUGAUAUAUCUGAAUAAAGUUGUGGAUGGUUGUGUGGCAAAUAUUGCUGCAAAGCUUGAGUCCAUGGAACCUUGCCGAAGCGUCAAGGACAGAAUUGGAUUUAGUAUGAUAUCAUGUGCAGAAGAAAGUGGAGCUAUUUCUCCUGGAAAGAGUAUUUUAGUAGAGCCUACUACAGGAAAUACAGGAAUUGGCAUUGCUUUUGUUGCUGCAACCAAGGGAUACAAACUUAUAGUAACCAUGCCCGCAUCCAUAAAUGUGGAGAGGCGUGUACUUCUUCGUGCAUUUGGAGCGGAGAUUAUAUUGACAGAUUCAACAAAAGGAUUAAAAGGGGCUGUUGAUAAAGCUAAAGAAAUUGUUCAGAGGACACCUAAUGCAUACAUGUUUCAACAGUUUGAUAAUCCAGCUAAUACAAAGAUCCACUUUGAAACUACAGGCCCAGAAAUAUGGGAGGACACCAUGGGUAAUGUUGACAUAUUUGUUGCGGGAAUUGGUACUGGUGGUACCGUCACGGGCACAGGACGUUACUUGAAAAUGAUGAACAAGGACAUUAAGGUUAGAAUCAUCAGUUUCUUUCUGGAAUUUCUGAAAGUUCUAAUCUUAGAAUCUGUGUUACUC